This is a messenger RNA of Penicillium angulare, 720 nucleotides long. RefSeq names its product sulfotransferase family protein. Bases 1 to 720 code for a protein of 239 amino acids. The record is from RefSeq and is a predicted model, not a curated record. NCBI's taxonomy places the organism in Eukaryota, Fungi, Ascomycota, Eurotiomycetes, Eurotiales, Aspergillaceae. The transcript has a single exon.
AUGUGCAGCGCGCUCGAGAUCCUCGGUAUCCCCUGCUGGCACUCAAUCUACUUCUUCUCCGAUCGGUUCGGCGACAUCGAAAUGUGGCAAGAAGGUUUAGACAGAAAGUUCUUUGACGCCCCAGGCCCAAAAUACGGCCGCGAAGAGUUCGAUCAACUUCUUCACGACUUCGGAGCCGUCUCCUCAGAUACCCCCGCCAUUUCAUUCGCAGACGAUCUCAUUGAAGCUUACCCCGAGGCGAAAGUUGUGCUUGUCGAGCGGGAGAUCGAAUCAUGGUACAAGAGCUGGAUGAAUGCUGUUAUCAAGAAUACUUAUGAAUCUCCUUUUGUAACAUUUGUCUAUACCGUUGAUCGGUGGUUUACGCGGCCACUCGGGCGGGUGCAUAAGUCUUCGUUCAAGGGGUGGUUGGGCAUCGACUCAGCGGAGGAUGCGAGACGGGUGAGCAGGGAAAAGUAUCGGGAACAUUAUGCGCUUGUGAGGAGACUUACGCCUGCGGAGAGAUUGUUGGAGUUUAAGUUGACUGAUGGAUGGGGGCCUUUGUGUAAAUUUCUGGGCAAGCCUGUGCCGGAUGUGCCGUUUCCUCAUGUGAAUGAGAAGAAAUGGCUGGAUGAGAAGGUACAACUGGGUCUGCGGCGUGGGAUGAAGCGAAUGGCAUGGAAGGUUUUGGUGUGGGGGUUGGUGCCAUUGGCCGUGGCUGUAUUGGUAUAUCAAGGUCUAUGA